This is a messenger RNA of Oncorhynchus gorbuscha (pink salmon), 2429 nucleotides long. Its product is annotated as sodium- and chloride-dependent taurine transporter-like. Gene Ontology annotation, cellular component: membrane. The transcript has 5 exons. The record is from RefSeq and is a predicted model, not a curated record. Bases 29 to 574 code for a protein of 181 amino acids. Gene Ontology annotation, biological process: sodium ion transmembrane transport; taurine transmembrane transport. NCBI's taxonomy places the organism in Eukaryota, Metazoa, Chordata, Actinopteri, Salmoniformes, Salmonidae. Gene Ontology annotation, molecular function: taurine:sodium symporter activity.
UAGGGUAAGCUAUCUUCUGGGACUUACCAUGGUUACUAGGGGUGGCAUGUAUGUCUUUCAGCUCUUUGACUACUAUGCAGCCAGCGGUGUGUGCCUUUUGUGGGUUGCAUUCUUUGAAUGUAUUGCUGUAGCCUGGGUUUAUGGCGUUGAUAAUUUCUAUGAUGCGAUUGAAGACAUGAUUGGCUACCGACCAAAUCCCUGGAUGAAAUGGAGCUGGUCUGUGAUCACGCCUCUUCUUUGUGUGGGUUGCUUCAUUUUCUCCUUGGUCAAAUAUAAACCUUUGACGUACAACAAGGUCUACGAGUACCCCGACUGGUCCAUCGGUGUGGGCUGGACUCUGGCCCUGGCUUCUAUGAUCUGUAUUCCUAUGGUGGUGGUCAUCAAGAUCAUCCAGUCCGAUGGACCACUCAUAGAGAGGAUCAAGGCUGUGGCGGCUCCGCUAGGAGGUGCUAGCUCCCGUCCAGCCGACCACCGUUCUAAGGGCAAGGCUUGCGAGCUGGCCUUCCCGCUGGACCCCAACGGGAACAACGGCCUGAUCAAGCCCACCCACACUAUUGUAGAAACCAUGAUGUGAGCGCUCUCUGUGAGAGGAAAGAUUUUUUUUUUAAAUACCCGCUUUCUAUGUUAUUAUACUAUAUUAUCGCUAAACUAGUUGUAGGACCAGGUUUACAUGUAUCUGCACUAGGACGGUUCUUUUUUUGUUUUGUUUUCUACAGAGGAAGUUACAUUAUUGGGUUUCCUGUCUAUGUUUUAAAUAUUUUUUUAUUAAACUAUUGUUAAGAAUAUUACUGUUAUUAUGAUUGGAUGAAGUUAAAAGUCAUUUUUAAAAUUUUUAUCUCCAUGUCACAUGGAGCAGCAGUAUCGUAUAAGAACAGAAUCAGACAUACCUUCUUAUUUCCCCCUGUUGAAUUAUCAGUGGUCUGUCUCUAUUUUGGCGUGGAUACUUUGAAAAAAGAAAAAAAAAAGAAGGCUGUAUAAAACCCGGAAGAACGUAAUGUGUGUCGUGGUUUCAGCUGUAACAUUUGAUCAACCUAGUUGCUCUCAGCUUUAACUAAUGUCUAUAGUUAUGAUAAUAUUGUGGAGGUGGUGCCUCUUGUAUACAGUGAGAUUAGUCGAGUGUGUUUUGUCGUUGAUGUUUGUUGUAAAAUUUACAGCUGAACCCUGAACGUACCUCCACUACUGAGCUGGGUUCAGGAUCCAAGAACAUCUCAUCUACAGUUGCGGGCCACUAAAACAAAACAAAAAAUGAAACCCUGUACCUUUUCUGCUGUACCGGGUUUUGUGACAAACAAUUGCUAGAAGGCACUUGAGCAUCUUGACCCAAUUGUUUUGCCAGUAUAUAUAUAUAUAUAAUACUGCAGUGCAACCUAACAUUUUAGUGCCAGCAACUGUACUUGGUUGUGGAGGUACAGACCUGUCCUCCCUGUACGGUGUACUGUGUACAUACAGUCAGCCCAACUCCAUUUUAGACUAGACUACAAUCGGUGUGGACACUACUGCUACGUACCAUCCAUCCAUCCCUGUGCAUACAGUAGCUACAUAAACACAUGUUUAAAGUCUCUGUUUUAUUAUUUUCACUUAAAUAAUGCAGUGGGUUUUCCUUUUAUUCUCAGUGUUUUAGUCUCUUGUCGUAUUUCUGGCUAUAGAUAGAGGACGUGACAUCGUGGCAAGUCAAUAAGAAGCACAACAGCAUCACUAUAUAACGCAUUUACCAUCUCUUAUGUCUGUCUGCUCCAUGAUUGAUAGGAGUCUAAAGGACCUGCCAUAAUGACAUGAUACAUUACUGUAUACUCACCAUACAGUAACUAUUGAAGUACAACUUAAUGUAUACUCCCCAUACAGUAACUAUUGAAGUACAACUUAAUGUAUACUCCCCAUACAGUAACUAUUGAAGUACAACUUAAUGUAUACUCCCCAUACAGUAACUAUUGAAGUACAACUUAAUGUAUACUCCCCAUACAGUAACUAUUGAAGUACAACUUAAUGUAUACUCCCCAUACAGUAACUAUUGAAGUACAACUUAAUGUAUACUCCCCAUACAGUAACUAUUGAAGUACAACUUAAUGUAUACUCCCAUACAGUAACUAUUGAAGUACAACUUAAUGUAUACUCCCCAUACAGUAACUAUUGAAGUACAACUUAAUGUAUACUCCCCAUACAGUAACUAUUGAAGUACAACUUAAUGUAUACUCACCAUACAGUAACUAUUGAAGUACAACUUAAUGUAUACUCACCAUACAGUAACUAUUGAAGUACAACUUACUGUAUACUCCCCAUACAGUAACUAUUGAAGUACAACUUAAUGUAUACUCCCCAUACAGUAACUAUUGAAGUACAACUUAAUGUAUACUCCCCAUACAGUAACUAUUGAAGUACAACUUAAUGUAUACUCCCCAUACAGUAACUAUUGAAGUACAACUUAAUGUAUA